This is a messenger RNA of Carlito syrichta (Philippine tarsier), 3427 nucleotides long. It is a transcript of the gene PPP1R13B, whose product is annotated as protein phosphatase 1 regulatory subunit 13B. The transcript is spliced from 16 exons. NCBI's taxonomy places the organism in Eukaryota, Metazoa, Chordata, Mammalia, Primates, Tarsiidae. Gene Ontology annotation, molecular function: p53 binding. The record is from RefSeq and is a predicted model, not a curated record. Gene Ontology annotation, biological process: regulation of apoptotic process. Gene Ontology annotation, cellular component: nucleus. The coding region runs from base 77 to 3166 and encodes 1029 amino acids.
GCAGGCCAGGCUCAGUGGCUCAGCUUGUAAUCCCAGUACUUUGAGAGGCCAAGAACGGCCCAUACCCUUUGAUCACAUGAUGUAUGAGCAUCUGCAGAAGUGGGGACCGCGGAGGGAAGAAGUAAAAUUUUUUCUUCGACACGAGGACUCUCCAGCUGAGAGCAGUGAACAAGGUGGCCGUCAGACUCAAGAGCAACGAACUCAGAGAAAUGUAAUAAAUGUACCUGGAGAAAAACGCACUGAAAAUGGGGUUGGGAAUCCACGUGUCGAGCUUACCCUCUCAGAGCUCCAGGAUAUGGCAGCUAGGCAACAGCAGCAGAUUGAAAACCAACAGCAGAUGUUGGUUGCCAAGGAACAGCGUUUACAUUUUCUGAAGCAACAGGAGCGCCGUCAGCAACAGUCUAUUUCUGAAAAUGAAAAGCUUCAGAAACUGAAAGAGCGAGUUGAAGCCCAGGAAAACAAGCUGAAGAAAAUUCGUGCCAUGAGGGGACAAGUCGACUACAGCAAGAUCAUGAACGGCAAUCUGUCUGCUGAAAUAGAAAGGUUCAGUGCCAUGUUCCAGGAGAAGAAGCAGGAAGUACAGACUGCAAUUUUAAGAGUUGAUCAGCUGAGUCAGCAGUUGGAAGAUUUAAAGAAAGGAAAACUGAAUGGGUUCCAGUCUUACAAUGGCAAGUUGACGGGGCCAGCGGCGGUGGAGUUAAAAAGAUUGUACCAAGAGCUACAGAUUCGUAACCAGCUUAACCAGGAACAGAAUUCAAAACUCCAGCAGCAGAAGGAGCUCUUAAAUAAGCGCAACAUGGAGGUGGCCAUGAUGGACAAACGCAUUAACGAACUGCGUGAACGUCUUUAUGGGAAGAAAAUCCAGCUGAAUCGUGUGAAUGGCACUUCAUCACCGCAGUCACCCCUGAGCACAUCGGGCAGGGUCGCUGCUGUGGGGCCUUACAUCCAAGUUCCCAGUGCCGGAAGCUUUCCUGUCCCAGGGGACCCCAUAAAGCCCCAGUCUCUCACUAUUGCCUCAAAUGCUGCCCAUGGAAGAUCCAAAUCAGCUAAUGAUGGAAACUGGCCAACAUUAAAACAGAACUCUAGCUCUUCAGUGAAACCAACACAGAUGGCCAGUGUGGAGUGGAAGGACCCGAGUGUGGAGGGGGCCCUCAAGCAGGGCACCAUCUCAAGCCAGCCUCUGCCCUUCUCAGUGCCAGGAGCUGCCGAGAAGCCGGGCAUCGAGAUUGGCAAAGUGCCACCACCCAUCCCUGGUGUAGGCAAGCAGCUGCCUCCAAGCUAUGGGACAUACCCAAGUCCCAUGCCUCUGGGUCCAGGGUCGACAAGCUCCCUUGAGAGGAGGAAAGAAGGCAGCUUGCCCAGACCUGGCACAGGCCUGCCGAGUCGCCAGAAGCCCAGCCCGCCACCCUCGACAGGCAGUGUCUCCCAGCCAGGCUCCUCGCAGCAGAUUCAGCAGAGGAUUUCUGUGCCACCAAGUCCCACGUACCCGCCUGCAGGGCCACCUGCAUUCCCAGCUGGAGAUGGUAAACCUGAGCUCCCGCUGACAGUGGCCAUUAGGCCCUUCCUGGCUGAUAAGGGGUCAAGGCCACAGUCUCCCAGGAAAGGACCCCAGACAGUGAAUUCAAGUUCCAUAUACUCCAUGUACCUCCAGCAAGCUACGCCACCUAAGAAUUACCAGCCGGCAGCACACAGCGCCUCAAAUAAGUCAGUUAAAGCAGUGUAUGGUAAGCCCGUUUUACCCUCGGGUUCAACGUCCCCAUCACCGUUACCAUUUCUUCAUGGGUCCCUGUCCACAGGCGCACCACAGCCUCAACAGUCUUUGGAAAGUGCUGAGAAAGAGCCUGAGCAGGACCCCACAGCACCCGCAGAUGGUGGUGCUGUGGAAAGCCUGCCGCGGCCACUCAGUCCCACCAAGCUCACACCCAUUGUGCACUCACCGCUGCGCUACCAGAGUGAUGCGGACCUGGAGGCCCUCCGCAGGAAGCUGGCCAAUGCUCCCCGGCCCCUGAAGAAGCGCAGCUCCAUCACGGAGCCCGAGGGCCCCGGCGGGCCCAACAUCCAGAAGCUGCUGUACCAGCGCUUCAAUACCCUGGCCGGUGGCAUGGAGGGCACUCCUUUCUACCAGCCCAGCCCCUCGCAGGACUUCAUGGGCACCUUGGCUGAUGUGGACAAUGGAAAUACCAAUGCCAAUGGGAACCUGGAGGAGUCUACCCCUGCCCCACCCACUGCCCCACUCCCUGAUGAGCCCGCCCCCUCAUCAGAUGCCAAUGACAACGAGCUCCCAUCCCCUGAGCCAGUGGAGCUCAUCUGUCCCCAGACCACCCACCAGAUUGCUGAGCCUGCGGAGGACGAUAACAACAAUGUGGCCACCGUGCCCUCCACGGAACAGAUCCCAAGCCCUGUGGCCGAGGCCCCAUCGCCAGGGGACGAGCAAGUUCCUCCAUCACCUCUCCCCCUUGUCAUCCCCGCGCCUGCAGCUUCCACGAGUAAGCGGACCAACCUGAAGAAGCCCAACUCUGAGCGGACGGGGCACGGGCUGAGGGUCCGGUUCAACCCCCUGGCACUGCUCCUUGAUGCUUCUCUGGAGGGGGAGUUUGAUCUGGUGCAGAGGAUCAUCUAUGAGGUGGAAGAUCCCAGCAAGCCCAAUGACGAGGGGAUCACCCCGCUGCACAAUGCUGUCUGCGCUGGUCACCAUCAUAUCGUGAAGUUUCUGCUGGACUUUGGGGUCAACGUGAACGCCGCUGACAGUGAUGGAUGGACACCGCUGCAUUGCGCUGCUUCUUGUAACAGUGUCCAUCUCUGCAAGCAGCUGGUGGAGAGCGGCGCUGCCAUUUUUGCCUCAACCAUCAGCGACAUUGAAACUGCUGCAGACAAGUGUGAGGAGAUGGAAGAAGGCUACAUCCAGUGCUCCCAGUUUUUAUAUGGGGUGCAGGAGAAGCUGGGUGUGAUGAACAAAGGCAUGGUGUAUGCUCUGUGGGACUACGAGGCCCAGAACACUGAUGAGCUGUCCUUCCACGAAGGGGAUGCCCUCACCAUCCUGAGACGCAAGGACGAGAGUGAGACUGAGUGGUGGUGGGCACGCCUUGGAGACCGGGAGGGCUAUGUGCCCAAAAACCUGCUGGGGUUAUACCCACGGAUCAAGCCCCGGCAGCGAACACUGGCCUGAGUUCCGUUUGGAGCACACUGCACGCCUCACCAGCUGCCAGGAGCCCCUGAAGAUUCUUGUGCCGUUUCCCCAGGAAGCUGAAGCUGGAACUGGCUCUCAUGGUGCUCACUUCAGCAGAAGGCGUCCACAGUGUGAAUCCUGCAGUGUUCGGGUGAGGCCCUUUCUCCAGCCUGCCCUUAACUGGGAGAGGCUCUUCACCUCCAAGAGGACUGAAUUUUGCCAAUUACUGUAAAUCCAAAUAAACACCCAGCUUUCAAAAAA